AUGAAGUGGGGUGCGAAAAGUGAGAAAGGCAAUGCGGUAGUGAUUGUGAUAGGGGGCGCUGCUGAGUCUCUUCCGAGUCUGCUUGGGGUCAACACUGUGGUUAUGAAGCAGAGGAAAGGCUUUGUCCGGGUGGCUCUGGAGUUUGGUGCUGAUCUGAUGCUCGUCUACUCGUAUGGGGAGAACAAUAUCUUCCACAAGGUGAUCUUCUCAGAUGGCAAUGUGGGCUGGAGGUUACAGCAACUCUUUAAGAAGAUCAUGGGCUUUGCCCAGUGUCUGUUCAUGGUGGGUGGUCCUUUCCCAGUGCCAAAAUGGCCUUCCCCCACUCAGGAGGAAGUGGACCUCUAUCAUGACCUCUAA
Messenger RNA from Oncorhynchus gorbuscha (pink salmon), 357 nucleotides. RefSeq names its product diacylglycerol O-acyltransferase 2-like. The transcript is spliced from 4 exons. Gene Ontology annotation, biological process: triglyceride biosynthetic process. The record is from RefSeq and is a predicted model, not a curated record. Gene Ontology annotation, molecular function: diacylglycerol O-acyltransferase activity. Lineage: Eukaryota; Metazoa; Chordata; Actinopteri; Salmoniformes; Salmonidae. Bases 1 to 357 code for a protein of 118 amino acids. Gene Ontology annotation, cellular component: endoplasmic reticulum membrane.